Molecule: messenger RNA, 1001 nt
Organism: Dreissena polymorpha
Lineage: Eukaryota; Metazoa; Mollusca; Bivalvia; Myida; Dreissenidae
Product: keratin-associated protein 16-1-like
Exons: 7
Coding region: 136-948 (270 amino acids)
Source: RefSeq, a predicted model, not a curated record
GUUAUGAUCAAAUUUGGAAUCGGUUCAACUCAUGUAACACAACGUUCCUCUUUAUCACCAAAACGUGACUGCAUAGGUUACAUACAGAAGAACUUAGUUUGUUGAACGUGUUUAGAAGUUAAUUAAAGGUCGAGGAUGAAUAUCGCGCUUUUUCUCGGAUGUUUGUUCUCCUUUGGUGUACGAGCUGCAGAACCUCUGGACUGCUACGUCUGCUCGGGACUUCGUUCAGUGUCUGACUGUCACAACGUCGACCUCUGCCCCAGCGGCCAGGUAUGCUACUCGGAGAGGACUGUAGCAGGCUCGGGUAUCUCGUACAGCAUGGGAUGCAGACCACCGCAGCAAUGUCCGUCCUCAAGCGUCGUCGGGAGAUCCGUGAGCAAGCGUGCCGUCUGCUCUGAGUGCUGUAACACAGACGCUUGCAACAAACGCAUCUGUGAGGCCCCCGCCACCACAACAGUGGCGACGACACCGUAUUCCGGAGUAUGCGAGGACGCCGCCGCCAAUUGUGCUGGUGUGAAAGAGUUCGUUUGUCCAGACCCGAUCUUGAACACGAAGUGUGCAAAGACUUGCGGGCUAUGUUUAGCAGCAGCAGCAUCGCCAUCGCCAACAUCAUUAUCAACAUCAUCACUACCAUUACUCGGCGUGUGUGUGGAUGAGGUGGUCAACUGUUCAAGUCCCAUCCUGCAGACCAUGAUAUGCCAGUCAAACGUGAAUGCCCGGAUGUACUGUCGGAAGUCGUGUAACAUGUGUGAUCAGCCCGCCAUCACGCCUAUCUACAGCAGCUGCGGGGACCUGGUCAGUGCCGACAACGUGUGCCCCAGUCUACAGGCGGAACUGUGCGUGUGCGCAGACCCGGAAUUGAGGAUGAUGUGCGCACAUUAUUGCGCAGGUGAAUGCGCACACAAACCGACUUUAACGUGUCAUGCAGUCAUGAGUUACUUGUAUUGAGGAUUAUAUCUAUGUGCAUCUAUGAAUAAAGUCAGUUGUGAGUUACCCACCAA